AUGGCCACUCUCCAAGCAAUCAAGUAUUCGCGGGGCAAGUUGUUAGUGCUCGACCAACUGAGGCUGCCGCACGAACACCACUAUGACGAAGUCUCGACUGCCGAGCAGGCCUUUGACUGCAUCCGGUCGAUGAGAGUCCGGGGCGCGCCCGCCAUUGCCAUCGUUGCAGCGCUUGCUCAUGCGGUCGAGCUUCACAAUGGGGACUGCACUGCCACGACCCCUGAGGAAACAAUAGCCUACAUCGAGGGCCGUCUUGACUACCUGAAGGAGAGCCGUCCGACUGCCGUCGAUCUUUCCAACGCCAUCACGCUGCUCAAGCUGGCUGCGCGUGCCGCCAAGCUUGAAGGGCUUGCCCACCCCGAGGCCAAAGAGGCCAUUCUAAACUCGUACAUCGAAGCCGCCGAGAACAUCUUGGCUAAAGAUCUCGAGAACAACAAGUCCAUCGGCUCGUUCGGAGCGACCUGGCUGCAGCAGCAGUACAACGCCAGCGCGGACCGCCCACUCUCCGUGCUCACCCACUGCAACACGGGCUCCUUAGCCACAUCUGGUCACGGCACCGCCCUGGGCAUUAUCCGUAGCUUGCAUGAGACCAAGUUGCUGAAGCACGCCUACUGCACCGAGACGCGGCCGUACAACCAGGGCAGCCGGCUGACCUCAUUCGAGCUGGUCUUCGAGGGCAUCCCAUCGACCCUCAUCACCGACAGCAUGGCAGCCGCGUUGUUCGCGCUGCACCGAGAGCGGAUGAACAUUGGCGCCGUCAUUGUAGGCGCUGACCGCGUAGUGCGCAACGGCGAUACUGCCAACAAGAUCGGCACCUAUGCGUUGGCCGUGCUAGCCCGCCAUCACGGCGUCAAGUUUGUCGUGGCUGCGCCGACCACUAGCAUCGACCUCGACACCGAGAGCGGCGAGGGGAUCAAGAUUGAGGAGCGCAAGCCCGAGGAGCUGACCCAGAUCUCGGGUGCUGUCGUUGGGCCGGACGGCAAGGUCGAUACCACUCAGACUGCGCGGGUGGCCAUUGCGGACCAGCGGAUUGGUGUCUGGAAUCCGGCAUUUGAUGUCACGCCGAACGCGCUCAUCGAUGCUAUUGUGACUGAAAGGGGGACUGUUGUUAAGGGAGCGAACGGGCAGUUUGACUUUAGCCAGGUGCUCCCUGAGAGGUGGCGGUGGUAG
Dichotomopilus funicola is the source of this 1170-nucleotide messenger RNA. RefSeq lists its product as uncharacterized. Gene Ontology annotation, molecular function: S-methyl-5-thioribose-1-phosphate isomerase activity. The record is from RefSeq and is a predicted model, not a curated record. NCBI's taxonomy places the organism in Eukaryota, Fungi, Ascomycota, Sordariomycetes, Sordariales, Chaetomiaceae. The transcript has 3 exons. The coding region runs from base 1 to 1170 and encodes 389 amino acids.